This is a messenger RNA of Oryctolagus cuniculus (rabbit), 2373 nucleotides long. RefSeq names its product KIAA1191 ortholog. Lineage: Eukaryota; Metazoa; Chordata; Mammalia; Lagomorpha; Leporidae. The record is from RefSeq and is a predicted model, not a curated record. Gene Ontology annotation, cellular component: cytoplasm.
CCCGAGAGGCUUUAUCCUGCCCCGGGCUGCCGGCGAGUCCGGCAGCUGGUGUUUGAUCCCUGGUGCGCGCUGGGGACGUCUGUUGUUGCUUCUGCGCUUACCAUGGCUUGGGUCUGGACUGCGCCACUGCCGCUCAGGAUAGCUGGGUCCUUGGAACAUCUUUAGUGCCGGAGUUCGGGCCGCAGGCGGCUUCGCGGCAGCGGGAGAACAGAACCUCUGGAUGGACUCCUGGGAAGCCUGGCUCCCUGGCAGCUGCAGGAAAAUGCUCCGCGUUAACAUCUGUCUGUCCGCAUAGUCAUCACGUCAUUUCACUGGGGUGGCAGGGACUUGGAAUUCUAUAUAGAGAAAGCACCCGGAUCCCAGUCUCUCAAUGGCUUCAAGACACCCAGAAAUGCCUGCUCUUGAGCCCAACGGGCCUCUCGGCAAGAUGUCCCUGCCCAUCGGGAUGUGCCGCCGGGCAUUCAGCUAUGACGAUGCCCUCGAGGACCCUGCACCCAUGACUCCUCCCCCAUCGGACAUGGGCAGCAUCCCCUGGAAGCCAGUGGUUCCAGAGCGCAAGUACCAGCAGCUCGCCCAGGCGGAGGAAGGAGAGGCCAGCGCGCCGGCCCCUGCCGGGACUCUGUCAGCGUCCACUGAGAGUAUGGACAAGGUGCCGGUGGUGAAGGCUAAAGCUACCCGCGUCAUCAUGAAUUCUCUGAUCACAAAGCAGACCCAGGAAAGCAUUCAGCGUUUUGAGCAGCAGGCAGGGCUGAGAGACGCUGGCUACACACCCCACAAGGGCCUCACCACCGAGGAGAACAAGUACCUGCGAGUGGCAGAAGCGCUCCACUGUCCCUCCUCUCACCCGCGCGGACAGAAACUGAAGCUGCAGAGCGGAGAGCUCACGAGAGAAGAGAGGCCUGCGUCAGCCCAGUCCACCCCGAGCAGCAGCCCCCACUCUUCCCCUAAGCAGGGGCCCAGAGGCUGGUUCACUUCGGGCUCCUCCGCAGCCUUACCUGGCCCAAGUCCCAGCGCCCUGGACCCUGGCGGUGGGGAUAAGGACAGAAGCUCUGCCGAGAAGUGGAGCCUUUUUGGGCCUAGACCCCUCCAGAAGUCUGACUCCGGAGGUUUCGCUGUCCAGGCCUACAGAGGAGCCCAGAAGCCCUCGCCGAUGGAACUGAUGCGUGCCCAGGCCACCCGGAUGGCUGAGGACCCAGCGACCUUCAAGCCGCCCAAGAUGGACAUCCCGGUGAUGGAGGGGAAGAAGCCACCGGCGCGGAGCCAUCACCUCAAACCCCGGGACUUGAACGUGCUCACACCCUCUGGCUUCUAGAGCUUUCUGUCCCAGGGUCUGCAGAUCAAGGGCCUCUAGCACCCAGCCCCCUUUACCUCAGCUCUGACAUAGGAAAGGCGUAUUUUACAAAACCCAUUGAGAGAGCUGGAGACAGAAUCGGUUUUUGAGAAACGUUAGUACGAAGUCUGUUCUCGCUGUGUGGAAGAGACUAUCCUGUACUGCUUUAGAUGGGCCCAUCAGGAGUGAGCGACGCGUGAGGGGCCCCGCUAACCUGUCUCUGUGUCAUUUGUCCUUGUCCUUGUGCCGUUCAGACCCCAGGCUUCUGGGCUCUCGGACUGCUGUCAGCUGGGCCUGGCAGAUCCUGGCCUGGCAGUGCUCACUGUGCUGCAGCCUAGCCAGCACGGGGAGCCGCGUACAGUUGAAAGCCAGACUUGGCGGGCGGCCCUCUGUGAGGUCUUUGUGGUUGGAGUCUCCUUGCUUGCUGGUAGAGCUGACGGAGCCCUGUGCCCUGCUGCCCGUCUGUCGUGCCCAGCGAGCUGGUGCAGUCGGAGGCGUGCUGCUGCUUUCUACGUCCAACCAAUGGUAGGCCUGCAGCUCUCGCCUUGUACUUCACAGUGAGAUGAAUUUAACCACCAAAGGGAGAGAGUCGGGUGUGCCAGCUGGGUGCAGGGCAGUGGAUGUCGGGCUUCAGUAGGGAAGACAAGUUCAGUGAGACCCUCGACUUGAGUCCACGCGAAAGGAGUGUCGCCUUAUCUUAAUUUCCUUACCCUGGUCAGGGCCCGAAACUUGUGGGUGCCGGUGCAGGUGUGUGUUAAAGAACUCCAGUUUUUCCUAUACAAAAGCAUUUUCACCAACACGAGCCUCAUAUGUUUGGGCAACGCAUAUCAUGGAGGAAAGGCAUUCGUGGGGCACAUGCUCGGUCACUGUCACACCCGCUCUCAGAUCCCCACUCUACCUUGUCUGGGCAGCACCCUGUUCCCGGAAGGAGCUGCCCUUCCUGGGAGAGGCCUGGAGUCCGCAGUCACCAGGACAGUUAACUUAUUUGUUUCUUCUGUUAAGAGCUCUUGUUUUUGACAAUAAAUCCUUCCUACUUUCUCAGA